AUGGCGCAGUAUCCUUGCAACGAAGAGGGAGUGUGCAUGCGCUGCAAUCUGAAGCCUCCGGUGGAGACUGAGUGCCUCUUGUGCAGCACGUGCGGUACGCCUUGGCACGUGGCUUGUCUCUCGUCCCCUCCCAAAACCCUAGAAUCGACUCGGGAGUGGGAGUGCCCCGACUGCUCCGGCGAAGAUGAUCCCGUCCCGGUUUCCGGAAUCGCCGGAGUUGAUUCCAACCGCUCUGUCCUUGUUGCAGCGAUCCGUGCGAUCGAGGCCGAUGAGUCCUUGACUGAGGCGCAGAAAGCGAAGCAGAAGCAGCAGCUGGUGAGCGGCAAAGUCGAUGAAGACGAUAACGACGAGGAGGAGAAGGAAAACGAAGGGGGAAAUACCGGUGAAGAUGUCGAUGUUUUAGCUGCUCUUCGUCAGAGUUUCAUGUGUGUUAUCUGCCGCGAUUUGCCUGAAAGGCCAGUCACGACACCGUGCGGGCACAAUUUCUGCCUCAAGUGUUUCCAGAAAUGGGUUGCGCAGAAGAACCCUACUUGUGGGAAAUGCCGUACUGCAAUUCCAAAGAAGAUGGCAAACAACCCUCGCAUUAACGACUCUCUGGUCUCUGCCAUUCGUCUGGCGAGGGUUUCCAAAUCUGCUCCUGUGGGCGGCACUGCCAAAGUGUAUCACUACGUCAGCAACCAGAACCGUCCUGACAAGGCUUUCACUACUGAGCGGGCUAAGAAGACAGGGAAAGCCAACGCAGCUAGCGGCAAGAUUUACGUGACUAUUCCUCAGGAUCACUUCGGUCCCAUUCCAGCUGAGAACGAUCCAAUCAGAAACCAAGGCGUCUUGGUUGGGGAAUUUUGGGCAGACAGACUUGACUGUAGGCAGUGGGGAGCUCACUUCCCACACGUUGCUGGCAUUGCUGGGCAAGCAGAAUAUGGAGCUCAGUCAGUGACACUCUCUGGAGGCUAUGCAGAUGAUGAGGAUCACGGAGAGUGGUUUCUCUACACUGGAAGUGGAGGAAGAGAUUUGAGUGGGAACAAAAGGACCAACAAGGUUCAGUCUUCUGACCAAAAGUUUACAUCUUCAAAUGAAGCUCUCAGACUUAGCUGCAAAAUGGGAUAUCCUGUCCGAGUUGUCAGGUCUCACAAGGAGAAGCGAUCUGCUUAUGCACCUGGGGAGAAAGGAGUAAGAUACGAUGGUGUUUACAGAAUAGAGAAAUGCUGGAGGAAAGUCGGAGUUCAGGGUAAAUAUAAGAUGUGUCGUUACCUGUUUGUCAGGUGUGACAACGAGCCAGCUCCUUGGACUAGUGAUGAGCAUGGUGAUCGUCCAAGAGAUUUGCCUAACAUUCCAGAGCUCAAGAUGGCCACUGACCUGUUUGAGAGAAAGGAAAGCCCAUCAUGGGAUUUCGAUGUUUCCGAGGGUCGAUGGAAGUGGAUUAAGGCUCCACCUGCUAGCAAAAAGAAGGUCGCUGCUAUGGAUCCUGAGGAGAGGAGGAAUAUGAAGAGAGCCAUAAAGGCUGCACGAAACAACUCUGUGAGAGACCAACUUUUGAAAGAAUUUAGCUGUACCAUCUGCCGGGAUGUCAUGAAUGUUCCGGUGACAACUCCUUGCGGUCAUAACUUUUGCAAAGGGUGUUUAGAAGGGACCUUCGCUGGGGUUUCUCAUGUGAGAGAGAGGAGUAGAGGCGGACGCACUCUCCGAGCUCAGAAGAACGUGAUGAAGUGUCCUCGCUGCCCUACUGACAUUUCUGACUUCCUUCAGAAUCCUCAGGUGAACAUAGAAGUGAUGAACAUGAUAGAGGCGCUGAAGAAGAAAGCGGAGGAGCCAACCCCAAUCCAAGAAGUUGGAGAAAGCUCUGGAACCGCAGGUGAAGAAAACAGCUCUGGAGAAGAAGAAGAGUCUCAGAUGGUUGGCUCUGAGGAUGAGCCACCACCUAAGAAGAAGAAGCUAUCUGUGUGA
This is a messenger RNA of Microthlaspi erraticum, 1944 nucleotides long. Lineage: Eukaryota; Viridiplantae; Streptophyta; Magnoliopsida; Brassicales; Brassicaceae. The record is from the annotation of a GenBank genome assembly.